Molecule: messenger RNA, 1208 nt
Organism: Megachile rotundata (alfalfa leafcutting bee)
Lineage: Eukaryota; Metazoa; Arthropoda; Insecta; Hymenoptera; Megachilidae
Source: RefSeq, a predicted model, not a curated record
UUUAUAGAAUUCGCAAUAUACUUAAAAUAUAAGAAUACACAAAGCCUUAAAGGUAGAAAUGGAUUAAUACCGUUUCUGUGUAAUCUCUGUUCUCAUUAAACCUAGCAGAACUACUUGAAAUAAUAACAUCCUGGUCAGUGUCAUGCUACUUGUUCAGGAACCUUCACAGUUAGUCUCUUUGUGGAGUUUAAAUAAGUGCAUAAUAUCUAUUCAUUCAUUUGACAACCAAGAAUUUGUGCAUACAAGAAAUUGUUACUAUAAUUUAUAAUUGCAUAUUACACAUGUAUAUUUUUAUAAAUAUCUGAUAUAAAAAGAUAUAGUAUUUAAUUGCAUAACAUGUUUAUAACAAGUGUAGUAUUUCUCAAAAUAUUUUUGCUGAAAUUCAGUUUGACAGAAUGGAUAGAUAUGCCCCAAUUUUCUGAUGACACUAAAGUGUACAGAUUAACUACACCAAAACAAGAUCAAUUUUAUAAAUUUCCUAAACAAACUACAGAAUAUUUUUAUGCAUAUCAAAAUGUUACUUAUAUACCAACAGAACAAACUGCAGUUAAUGAAAGCACCGAACAUGUUUUUCAUAAAAUAAAAGGUACCAAUACUGAACAUACAGUUCAAACAUCUACUGAGAAGAUGGAAAAUGUAAUAAAUAUACAAUUUGGGGAAGCAGCAAUUCCUUUAAAUGUCGAGGAAACAAAGUCAAAGAAAGAAUAUUAUAAUGAAUCUUUAACUUGCAAUGAUGAAGACAUUUUUCAGUAUUUACCAGUGGAUAUACUUAAAAAUGUCCAUCAAACUUUAAAGUUGCAGCCUACAUCAAGUCAAGGAAAAAUUCAAUUUUUAAAGAUGUUUGAAAACACAUUAAUCGCUGAAAUAGACUCUCGACUAACACAUACUAUGAUGACCGGUCGAAAGAAACGAGGUGUAGAACAUUAUGAUCACGGUUAUGAUAAUGAUCACGCUGCAGGAUUUCCUUCUAUAGAAGGAGCAUUAAUGGCUAUAUCAUUUCUCACAUUUGCAGUGUAUCUUAUUAGAUUAGUCAUGCUUUUAUUCAGAAAUAUAAAUAAUCCUGCACCAACUACUACUGGAGCUACUUUGUUUCUUGGUAGAAGAAAAAGAUCUAUAAACAAAUUCGAUGAAGAUAUAUCUAUAAUAUUUAAAAACAUAGACAAUUUCUCUUUUGGGUCUCAAUGAAUUUUGCAUUAUAUCAUAUUAAA